Molecule: messenger RNA, 2536 nt
Organism: Python bivittatus (Burmese python)
Lineage: Eukaryota; Metazoa; Chordata; Lepidosauria; Squamata; Pythonidae
Source: RefSeq, a predicted model, not a curated record
GGGAACCCCGAGCCUCCCUCCCCGGGUGACUCAGCCAGCCGGGAGCUCCCUCUGCAGGAGCCCGGCGGGGCCAAGCCGGGCAUCCCAGGGCACCCCCGGGAACCAGCCGCUCUCGGGGCAGCGCCGGUCGGCGUCUCCAAGGGCAGCCCCAGGAGGGCGGGCUCUCUGGCCCCGGAGACCCUCCCUCGCCAAAGCGAAAGGAAUUCACGGCAACGCCUGUCGCGAGGGGAGGGGGCCGUCCCGGCCCGCGUGGGUGGAGGGCCCUUCCAGGGACCUGCAGGGCAGGGCGAGGGACGAGGUUUUCGUCUGUUCGUCCCGACCCGUGCCAGGCUGGGCUUCCUACGCGUUGCGGCCUUUGUCUCUGUAGGCCAGAUCCUGGGGACCCAACACGGUCUUCCGGGCUGCUCAUUUUAUUAAGAUUUCCCCAUUUUUAAAUCGCUCUUAUUCUAGUGAAAAUGCCAGCCAGGUUUGAUGAAUUGUAUGCAUCUUUCCUUUGAUCAGAUCUCUGACAGAGCAGGUAAGUCGUGCCUUAUCCUGUUUGCAACACGCAGCUCCUUAGCAAUUGACUCAACUUUCCUAAUCCAUACAAUCCAGAAUGCCAGGCAGGACUGUGUCUUUUCCAUGAAUCAGUCUUAAGAUUUCAAUAAGGAUAUUCAAAAAUGGAGGAAGAACUCUCUCUCUCUCUCUCUCUCUCUCACACACACACACACACACACACACGCACAACACACAUCAUUCCCCUGCCCCACUGAGUUCCAAGGGCAUAAUGUUUCUGACCCCUGGACUAGAUGGCUGUUGGCAGGGGUUUUAUCAACUGUCAGAAUCCGGUAAGGCUGCCUGACCCACCUGCUCUGCUCUCCAAAAAGGGAAAGAUCUUGGAGGACCUGCACAUCUGCACCCAAAUCCAGUUUGUCAGAUUUGUGCGGAGUGCGUGGACAGGAAGAAAAGACUCCACGCUGUUUGUCAAAGACACAACAUUUAAGCACAUUCCUGUCCGGAUCUACCAGCCCAGAGCACCCUCCGCCGGCCGAAGGAAGGGGAUCGUGUACUUCCACGGAGGCAGCUGGAUAUUCGGCAGCGUGGGAAGCCAUGAACAUAUCUGCAGCUAUUUUGCCAGAGAAAGCGACUCGGUGGUUGUGUCUGUGGAGUACCGCUUGGCUCCUGAGCACAGAUAUCCUGCCCAGUUAAAUGAUUGCCUUGCUGCUACCACACACUUUCUGAAGGUUGCAGAAGACUUUGGGGUGGACAGCACCCGUGUCAUCAUUGCUGGAAAUGAUGUGGGUGGAAAUCUUGCUGCCAGAGUUUGCCAAGUCAUAGCAAGUGGAUUGGGCCCCACAAAAGUACAUGCUCAGAUCCUCAUCUGUCCCAUCCUCCAAGCUGUAGACUUCAACCUGCCUUCCUACCAGCAGAACCGAGCUGUGCCUGUUUUAUUCAGAGAACGGGCUGCUUUCUAUAUGCUGCAGUAUUUGAUGGGAGAAGCUUUGCUCCUGGAAGAAGUCUUGGAAGGUUCCCACAUCCCAAUGAGUUUAAAAUUGCAGUAUAGGAAGUGGCUGAGUGCAGAUCACCUCCAGAAAGAAUUUAAGGCCAGGGGUUAUAAACCUACUAUCUUCGUUUCUUCCAGAGAUGAAGUCUAUGAAGCAGUUAAGAGCCUGACUUUGCCAGAAUGUUCACCACUUUUGGUGGAAGAUGACGUUCUUUCUUUGCUUCCUGAGACAUUCAUUUUGACCUGUGAAUACGAUGUCUUAAGAGAUGAUGGACUGCUCUACAAGAAACGCUUGGAAGACAAGGGCAUCCUGGUGACUUGGUGCCAUAUUGCAAAUGGAUUCCAUGGGAUUAUAAACUUUUUUGACAGAGGCUGGUUCAGUUUUCCGUCUGGGAAAAAGGGAAUGGAUGAUAUUGUCAGCUUCAUUAAAAGCUUAUGAAACAACAAGAGUAACAACAGCAACAACAACUUCCCUUAGAUCUUGAUAUUUGUGAUAUGUUUGGUUGUGAGCCGCCCAGAGUCCCUCCUUGUGGGGGAGUUGGGCGGUGAUAUAAAUUUGAUUUAUAAUUAACUAAAUAAAUAAAUAAAUAUUCAGUCAGGACAUAGAAAACAUACAUUUGUCAUGAAUUCAGUCCAGUUAGGACCAGCCUGAGCACAAAGCACUGAAUUACUUUGGUGUUUAGUAGUAACCAAGCAGAGACAUCCUCUGGCAUUUCCUCCUCCUCGUCCUCAUUGGAUGGGAUGCCAAAGCCCUCGCUUUCCACACUUCCUGCAAAGGAGGGGAGAGUGUUGGUGGCGUUCUCUUGGGUGGAGCGUGGGGCUUUCACACUUGCGUCAUAACGUGGUGGCCAAGAGAUGCGGCUAUGUUGUAUUUUCUUACAAUGCUGGAUUCAGUGUCUGCUGUUUUAAUGGAUUACUCUAAAUUAGUAGUUCAUUGUGGUAUCUUAAACAGACACGGCAUUUGUUUUGUUUUAUUUGCACACUGACUUAUUUGGAGAUUGCAUAAUAAAUGUUAGAAACAACAUUAUGGAAACCAGUCCGUGCAGAUUUAUU